Messenger RNA from Ilex paraguariensis (yerba mate), 399 nucleotides. Lineage: Eukaryota; Viridiplantae; Streptophyta; Magnoliopsida; Aquifoliales; Aquifoliaceae. The record is from the annotation of a GenBank genome assembly.
AUGUACCAUAAGAUCGUUCCUUUCCAAUUUGGUUCAUCAGCUAGGCUCCCUGAGCUUGGGGAUGCAUGGUGUGAUACGGAAGUACUAGAUGGUCAAGUUCCAGUGGAUGGUGUUUUCUCCACAAGAAAGUGGAAUUUUUUCUAUGGACAGCAGCUUGUGAGGCUAAUUUUGAUCAGGGAUGAGAUGAGGUGUAGUGUUAUUGAUGCAGUCUCUGUAUUGGGGGAAUAUUUGAAAGAUGACCCAUGGUUGAAGCUCCUCCGUAGCAAAUUAAAGCUAAAUUGUGAAGAGCCAUCUAAAGCACCAGAUACCAUAAUUAAUGUCAUACAGGUACAAAGACCAGUAGAGCCACACCAGUGUUUUGAAAAACGCGCCAAGGUGCAGCAACUUUCAGAGAAGUGA